AUGCACAACCACGGCCACCAAAGCUACGGCAGCUCCUCCUACUCGACCAGCUCCCACCCUUCCUUCAGAGACUCGGAUUCCACCCAGGGGACCUCGCAGUCCACGCUCUUUCCCCCGCCGACACCAACACCCUCCCUCACACCUACACCUAGCAAUGGUGGGCCAGUCGAGGCUGCCAACAACGUCAUCAACAAGAGGGCCGACAAAGAGACUUCGCUGUUCCAGAUAUGUCUGAACUUGCGGCAGCGCCUGCGAGGGGUGCCCGACUUCGAGCAGUCGAUGCUCGAGGAAGAGAUGAUCGCCGACGAAGGCGUCGAUCCGGUGACUUUGCUGUGGCGGACGUUCAGACAAGGCUUUCCGCUGCUCAAGAUAUACAACGCGCUCAAUCCACGCAUACCACUGGCCGUCGACCCAAAGGUCCCUGAGAAGAAACGAGGGCAAACCGCAACUUACAAGUUCAUCCAAGGAUGCUUGACCGAGCUGAGAUUCCCUUCGGACGAGUGCUUCAUUCUUACUGAUCUUUAUGGUGACGAUACCACUGGCUUUGUCAAGGUAGCGAAAGUCGUCAACAGGGUCCUCGACAUACUUGUUCAGGCAGGUUUGUUGAGCGCGCAAGUCGAGAAUCAAGACGCGUCGCUUGAGAAUGGCAUUGGCGGUGGCAAGAGAACGCAGAGGGAACACAUCAUCGAAGAACUGGUUAAGACCGAGCGGACGUACGUGCAGCACCUUGAGCUUUUGCAAGCCUUCAAAAAGCUUGUCGAAGAGAAGGGAGUUAUAACCGGCGAUGCCGUCCACGACAUAUUUCUCAAUCUUAACGCGCUCCUCGAUUUUCAGCGCCGAUUCCUCAUCCGCGUGGAGCAGAUUAAUUCAGAGCCUGAAUCGAACCAGAAUUGGGGCAAGCUGUUCAUUCUCUACCGAGAUGCGUUCAAAGUCUACGAGCCGUACAUUGCGAACCAAAAGAAAUGCGAAGAAGUAGCCAUGCGAGAGUUCGAUAAGUUGAAGGAGACAGGCGGCCCUCUUGAGCUUCGUCAAAUGGCCGAAACUCCGGCCAAUCUUAUCUCUUUCCUCCUAAAGCCGUUCCAGAGGUUGACCAAGUACCCUCUUUUGCUGAAGCAACUGCGUGACAGGGGCGGCCUUGAUGAAGAGCGAAAAGCUGAUAUAUCCACCGGAAUCGAAGCCGCCUCCGAGGUCUUGGAGCGCACGAAUGCAGCAGUCGAUCGCGAGGAGCGGCAAGCGGCCGUAGAGGAACUAGGAGGCAGGGUUGAAGACUGGAAGGGCCACAAGAUCGAGGGGUUUGGUGAUCUACUUCUUCAUGGCACCUUCACGGUUCUGAAGGGUGACACUAAGGAUCAAGAGCGUGAGUAUAGAAUCUACUUGUUCGAGAUGAUCCUCCUCUGUUGCAAGGAGAUGAAUCCGAACAAGCAGAAGAACAAGCUCAUGAACAAGCCGCUAGUCGACAAAAGAGGGAAACCGAAGCUGCAGCUGAAAGGCAGGAUCUUCAUGCAGAAUGUCACGGAUUUGAUCUCGUUUGGCAAGCCAGGCUCGUAUACCUGCCAGAUCUUCUGGAAGGGUGACCCAGGCAUAGAGAACUUCGUGAUUCGCUUCACGACGGAAGAAACUAUGAAGAAGUGGGCUCACCAGGUCGACUUGCAGCGCAGACUCUUCAAGGAUAUCGCUCGAACCAGCAACGGCACCACCAAAGCUUCGAGUACAUCGACUACCGAAUUCACGUAUAUGCGCGGACAGGAACCGAUCGAGAACCCCUACCGACAGGAAGACGAGGGCGAAGAUGACGAUGACGACACGCUUGUUGACGGAUACCCGGGCGGUGUACAUUAUGCGUCGACCCAGAAUGGCUCGAGUGCGAGUCUGCGGUCGAGAUCAGCUACGAACGACAGCGGUCCUCUUGCAAUGCCACAGAGCGACCCAAGGGCGCCACCCCCACGGUUCCCUAUGGGAUUCACCGGGCAGCCGGCCCUAACGCUCAGGACGCAGCAGCUUCAGCAGAAUGGGCACACGCCAGGGGAUGCACAGAUGGACUCGUACUUCUCACCCGGUGUCGAUUCGCCGACCUCAUCACGUACCAGCUCGUCGUCCGGCAUGUUUCCGUUCCCUCGACAGCCAGCUCCUACGAACGGCUGGCACGGCGAGGAACACGCUCGCUAUACCGCCCCCGCAAUGGCUCGCAACGUCUCGCGGGACGGCUCUACUUACCCCAUCAACGGUAGGAAUCCUAUGCAAAGGCCUGCAAUACCGGCGCCAAACAGCUUUCAGCAAAACCGUCUUCGGUCGGCCAGCAGUCCUGACAUUCAGAACUCGUUGCGACGGAUGCAGACCGGGCCACAACCUCCAGUUCCAGAUCUUCCACCGUUCCCCACUCACUAUGCCUACGCCCCCAACAUCUCCUCGAUAAACCGAAGCCAGAAUAACUCCCCAGGCAUCCCGACAUCGCUGCCGACAAGGGCUGCGACGCAGUCGCCCGCUAUACAACGGGAGCGCUUGAUGCUCCAACGCGGGGCUACGGAACAUCCCGACAUGUACCAGGUCGGCGACAGCCACCAUCCCCGUCACGGUCCCAUGCCUCGGACACUCACACCCGCCUCAUCUCUCGAACAUGCUCGAGCCAUGACGCCCGGGCCCAUCGAGCCACGAACGAUCUCCCCACCCCUGUCCAUCACGCCUCGACCGGCAGAAGAGGUACAGAUUCCCUCGCAGCUCAAAGUAAAGGUCCAUUGCCCAUCCGCCGGCAGCACGAUGACGCUCGUCGUCUCAACCAAUAUCAGCUACCAGUCUCUUAAAGACCGCAUCGACGCGAAAUUGCAGCGCAGCACGAAGGUCUCGUUGAGCUCGGGACAGGUCAAGCUGAAGUACAAUGACGAUGGCGACUUCGUUAAUAUUCAGAGUGACGAGGACGUGCAGACGGCGUUUGAGACGUGGAAGGAGCAGCAGAAAGAUCAAAUCGUUGCGGGGAGCAUGGGCGAGAUCGAGCUGUAUUGCCAGCGCUGA
This is a messenger RNA of Coniosporium apollinis CBS 100218, 3006 nucleotides long. RefSeq lists its product as uncharacterized. Gene Ontology annotation, biological process: establishment of cell polarity; septin ring organization. Gene Ontology annotation, molecular function: guanyl-nucleotide exchange factor activity; protein binding. The record is from RefSeq and is a predicted model, not a curated record. Bases 1 to 3006 code for a protein of 1001 amino acids. NCBI's taxonomy places the organism in Eukaryota, Fungi, Ascomycota, Dothideomycetes. The transcript is spliced from 5 exons. Gene Ontology annotation, cellular component: mating projection tip; cytoplasm; division septum.